AUGGACCCCGGCUACCUUUCCCAGCAGGUCAACACCAUUAUUGGCCAAUUGCACGGCCUCUUCGACGAGAUCGGCGUCCCUAGCCAUGACCGUGAGUCCAGAGAGGCAGAGCUGUUCGCAGCCCUGUCCGAGGCCCUGAACAACCAGGUGCGCCUUGUGAGCCAAGAGAAGAAACAGAUCAUCUCUGAGGCCCAGGACAUGAUCACCACCAUCCGCCAGAUGGAAGCCUCCAUGGAGGAUCCCAGGCACCGCGGCUCCUCCCAGGGCCACGAUGACGGCCUGGACAUCUCUUACCCCUUGAACAGGUGCCUACAGGCCUUGAAGGAGAAACACGCCCAGGUUAGCAGGGUGCACAAAGAGCGAUUCGCACAGGUAAAGAAGCUUGUUCAAGCACUUGAAUCCUACUCGUCACAUCUCGAGCCCAGCUUUGUCAAGCUUGCCCUCCCUCCCACUGGGCCAAACCAGUCUAUCCCACCCACUUUCGAUCUCUCGCCCUCGUACGUCGAUAAACUCGACACCGAGUUCACCAGGGUCUACGAAGAGUACACAAGGCGGAUCUCAACGGUCCAGUCCCUCUCAGAGAACAUCAUCCAGCUCUGGGCAGAACUCGGCACCCCUCAGGCACAGACGGACGGCGCCAUUGUAAAGUACUACCGCGACGCCCCCGAGCAGCUCGGUCUCCACGAGGAGGAUAUUGCGCGACUUCGUGCCAGGCUGGACAAGCUCGACAGUGAGAAGAAGAACAGGGAGAAGCGUCUGCGUGACCUGAGGGAAGCCGUUGAGGCCCUGUGGGAAAAGCUGGGCGUUGACGAGGCCGAGCGCAAGGCGUUCCUUAAUUCCAACCGUGGCUGUGGUGUUCGACAGAUCAACGAGUUUGACGAUGAGCUGGCCCGCCUGAACGAGCUCAAGCGACAGAACCUCCACCUCUUUGUCGAGGAUGCGCGCUGCAAGCUCCAAGAGCUCUGGGAUGCUUUGUACAUGUCCGAGGACGAGAUGCUUGAGUUCACCCCGGCCUUUUCUGACGUGUACAGCGAUGCGCUUCUCGAGGCCCACGAGCGCGAGAUCACAAGGCUGGAGGUCCUAAAGGAACAACGGGCCCCGAUGCUGGCUCUUAUGGAGAGACACCGGACCCUGGUCUCGGAGCGGGACGAGCUAGCUGCUGCAAGCCAGGACGCCUCGCGGCUGAUGAUGAAGCCACAGAAGGGCGAGAAGCGUGACCCCGGGAAGCUGCUGCGAGAGGAGAAGAUGAGGAAGAGGAUCGCCAAGGAGCUGCCGAAGGUGACAGCUGAUCUGCGCAAGGCUUUGGAGCAGUGGGAAGACGAGUGGGGUCGCCCAUUCUACGUCCACGGCGAAAGGUACUUGGACAUCAUCGAAACCGAUAGCUCCAAUAGGGCAACCCCGGGGCCCCGGUCGAGAACUCCGGCGAACACCUCCAUGCCAUCGAAAGCUAACAGCGUGACCAAGUCGGCACCGCCUGUCAGCAGGUCCAACAGCGCUAUUAGCAACAGCCGCUCGCAGGCGCCCAGCCGGGCUGGGGCGAAGACGCCAACCGAAAAGUUCAAUUCCCUUCCAACCAAGUGGUCAAAACCACUGGGCCCUCAGACGACCAUCAACACAAAGGGCAGCCCGACACGGAUCCCAGCGCGCGCUCCGCUGUCCAACUUGAAGCACGCCAACUACUCCCCGGACAAGCCCAGGCAAGAGAUGGAGAAGCCUGACCUCGCCAGGCGGGGAACGGUCCCCGUGAUGAGGGCUCCGCCACCCAAAAUGAGAGACCUUGUCUCAGUGCCAGAGACGGAGACGGAGGCGCCUGCCGGCUACUACUCGUCCUCCUCGGACCGAGGAUCGGGCAUCAUCCGGCACAUCGAACCCGAGGACGUGUACGAUGACCGGCCGAAGCAGCACAGCGGAGAGUAUGAGCGUCCAACCUCACAUCAUGAUUUCCGCGACUUCCCAGGCAAGGCCUCCCUCCGCAACCAUGACAGCGGUCCCCGGUAUGAGCGCUUUGCACAGUCGUACUCCCAGGCCCCGGGUCCCGCAAUCCGACAGAUCUCGAACCAAUCUAGUGACUCGAACGGGACUGUGGUGACAGGAUCGGAGAACUGGGAAACAUACGAUGAUAACUCGGAGCCGGAAGAGGACAUCCCGAUUGGCCAUUAUGCCAAGAUCCGGGCGGGAAGGACCGACUACGCCAUGGAGCCCCCGAGCAAGUUCAACGCGAGCCAACAGGCAAAGCGUCCACGAGGGAUUCCCCCAGCAAUGCAACAGCCGCAUGUGCUUGUAGAUGGCGACGGCAGACGAGUCUACUCUGGGAGCUCCGGCUGGACGGAUGAGGAUGUUUUCUAA
This is a messenger RNA of Diaporthe citri, 2346 nucleotides long. RefSeq lists its product as uncharacterized. The coding region runs from base 1 to 2346 and encodes 781 amino acids. The transcript has 3 exons. Gene Ontology annotation, biological process: mitotic spindle midzone assembly; microtubule cytoskeleton organization. The record is from RefSeq and is a predicted model, not a curated record. Gene Ontology annotation, molecular function: microtubule binding. Gene Ontology annotation, cellular component: cytoplasm; mitotic spindle midzone; spindle. NCBI's taxonomy places the organism in Eukaryota, Fungi, Ascomycota, Sordariomycetes, Diaporthales, Diaporthaceae.